CAUCACAGAGCCCCGCACAAAUCCAUCGUACCCAGAAAAUGGCAUGAGUAUCUGUUGACAUUUACUUCGACGCCCGAUAAGGUGGUGGCUCGACCCGAUGCUCUUUCUCAUAGUUUCUGUCUUGUUAGUGAACAUGAGCACUGCUGGGCCGUGGCUCCAUUACAGAAGAGAACGAGACUGGAACCAUGGAGAAAAAGAAGACUUUGAUUCGGAAACGAAAACAGUUAUACGCUAUGUUGAGCAAUCAAUGGAGGGAUAUCAAGACAGGGAAAAAAGCAUCAUGUCAUGGGAGUGUCAAUCUGUAACCCAUACACCCGAGAACACGCCACCGGACAGACCGUUGUGUUGUUAUUCGUUGGAAGGAGGUCGGUCGCUGUGCUAGCAGUAUUCGUGGCGCAGCAAUAUCGUGCUUGUGCAAAUAGCGGGAAAAGCGUAAACGCUAGUUCUCACAUCACAGUGCAGAUACAGCAGUCGCAUUCUUCGUCACCGCAAUCACACCCGAAGCAAGGCUU
Aspergillus aculeatinus CBS 121060 is the source of this 512-nucleotide messenger RNA. RefSeq lists its product as uncharacterized. The transcript has 2 exons. The record is from RefSeq and is a predicted model, not a curated record. Bases 98 to 382 code for a protein of 94 amino acids. Lineage: Eukaryota; Fungi; Ascomycota; Eurotiomycetes; Eurotiales; Aspergillaceae.